AUGCAAGUGCCAGAUGGCUUUACCACUUUCGGCAAAGGAAUGGCAUUACGUGGCAAGUUGCUUGUGGCAAAAGAAAAGGCAGCAGAUGCCGAGAGUGCGGUUGCCUGGCGGAACGAGCGCUUUCAAGAGAUCGUCGAGUCUUUCUCUCCAGACGACGUUUUCAACGGAGAUGAAACGGCGUUGGCGUUCUUUUAUCAGUUGUUGCCUGAUAAAACAAUGAACUUCAAAGGUGACAAGUGCAAGGGCGGAAAGAAAUCGCGUCUCCGCGUAUUGGUUCUGUUCUGCUGCAACUCCACUGGCACGGAAAAACUCAAGCCGCUAGUUAUUGGAAAGUCUGCCAAGCCGCGCUGCUUGAAAAACGUUGUCUCGUUGCCUUGCGACUACAGAGCCAACAAAAAAGCGUGGAUGACGCGAGAAUUGUUCACUCAGUGGCUGCUGCAGCUCGACGACACAAUGAAGAAGAAAGACAGAAAAAUUAUCCUCAUCGUUGACAAUUGCUCGGCGCAUAUCGUGAACGUGCGAUUAACCAAUGUAAAGCUUGAAUUUAUGCCCCCCAAUUGCACUUCUUUGCUCCAACCUUUGGACCAGGGCAUCAUCAGAUGCGUGAAGACCGAAUUUCGGAUGCGUCUUGUGCAGCGCCUCCUGAUCAAUAUUCGACUGAAGCUGCCCACACAGGUAAACAUACGUCAAGCUGCAGAAAUGCUGACAUGGUUGUGGCAGAACGUGAAGGCAAGCACGAUCAGCAACUGCUGGCGAAAGGCAGGCCUUUUAAAGGCUUUACCUACGCCACAAGACUGCGAGGACACACAGGAGCUCAACCCAGAGCUUUGGGAUGAGCUUACCGAGAAGCUCCCCGUCGACACCGCGGUGACCUUCGCCGAUUACAUUGACAGCGACAGCGCGGUGGCUACACCUGCGAAGCUCACCAAUGAGGACAUCGUGAAUAAAGUGCUAGAGCAAGACGAUGCCGACACUGAAUCAACACACGAAGAAGAACAAAGUGUUUCCAGCUCAGAUGUUUUAGUUUUUCUAGAAAAGACGCGAUUAUUCCUCGGGCGCUGUAAAGAUGUCCCCGAUGACGUUCAGAGGAAGGUCGAGGAUGUAGAGGCGUUCGUCCUGCAGCGCGUGCUGUCUACUCGCCAGAAGAAGAUUACAGACUUCUUCAAGCAAUAA
Messenger RNA from Dermacentor silvarum, 1173 nucleotides. RefSeq names its product tigger transposable element-derived protein 6-like. Lineage: Eukaryota; Metazoa; Arthropoda; Arachnida; Ixodida; Ixodidae. The transcript has a single exon. The record is from RefSeq and is a predicted model, not a curated record. Gene Ontology annotation, molecular function: DNA binding. The coding region runs from base 1 to 1173 and encodes 390 amino acids. Gene Ontology annotation, cellular component: nucleus.